GGUAUACCAGUGAGCUUAGGACAGUUUCCAACUGUGUUAAACAGUCGGUACCCGCAAUACCUAUACAUAGCCUCACAUAGUGUAUGGAUCCGUAGGGUAACAUAACACUAAAGAAAGGAAAUGUAUCUAUUUAUCGGCGGGUAGGUCGAUUGUGUGGAUAUACACCAGCUGAAUACCGUAGAAUACCUAGAUUGGAAUCAAUAUCAACACAUAUUAUGUGGUUUGACAAAUAUUGACGGACCUAGUGUCGACAGCCUAGGCCUUUGGUAGAGCCUCCAUUGUCACGAGUCAACGAUGUAAACAAAGAAAACAGAAGCAAUUAAACAAGGAAAGAAGAAUACGUCGGAGUUCCCGGACAAUACACAACAACAAAUACCAGCUAUGUGUUUGAUGUGAUGUUGGCUUUGUGUCCGUCCACUGUGUAUACACUUAGAACACCGGGUGGUGCCGAACUGCUUUAAAGAACACAUUGUUACCAAACAGGUACGCUUUAUCAGCUGAAGAAAUCUGACACCUAAGAGCCGUUGAAUGAUUGGCAAGUAUUGACCCUAAUUAUGAAGAGGAUACAUAAUCUGUCUUCAGGGGAAUCCUUAGCACCGUCUCAACUACAUGCACAAUGUUUCUAAUUUGGAGUACUUGGAAUCCCUGGGAAGGUUUCUAUUGGCGAAGACAGUAGGUGGCCUUGGUAUAUUUACUAAUGUAGUGGGUGAAAGUGUCGUUUUGGUAUAUAGCAAAACACGUGAUAGAUAGUGUUUCAAACGAAGGAGUUAAUCAACGGCCGUAUCAUAGAUACUUACAAGUGUCAGGGAUUUGUGUCGCUCCACAGUGCAAAUAUUUAUAGAAUAGAAACUGACAGCCAACAAAGUAUAACUUCAGCCAGUGAUUCCCAGAGAGAGACAAGUGCCAAAGAUGAAACCACUGCGAUAAUCCAAGUAGGAUCAAGUUGAGUGUUUAGUAAAAGAGCAACAGAUGAAAGAGUAAAGCCUUAUUUUGAUAUAUUCAUCAGUAAUCGAGUAGAAUGUGAAAACUUGGAAAGUUAUCCAACACCUUCACUAAUGAAUAUUUAACGUAUAUACCCCCCUGGAAUAAUCACCCGUAAGAAAACGAUCAAUUUUUGUGGUGGGGUUACUCCUAUGAGCCUCACAAAGUCAAGUAUGCAUAUUUCAAACACAAUGAGUGACACAAGCAAAGAUUCCGGAUACCAGGAAAAUGGGGACACGGAGAGGUUCGAAGACAAAAGUGAAUUUAUGAAACUGGACAACGUUACCAGUCAUUCGUCGCGAAGAUCCGUCCAUAUAGACGCGCCAUCCAUCCAUUUAUCGGCAGAGACGACAAAUACCAAUAUAUCGCUGCAAAUGGAUUCGGACCAAGAAGAUGAAAUGGACGAUAAGUCUAGUGUGUCUAGUUUGGAGCUCUCCAACAUGCCUAUCAAUCACAUUGAUAAUGACAAUAACAUAAUCCCUAUUUUAGACACGUCACGACAAAUGGCUGUCCCGACGCCGGUCAACUUGAACCUGCGAGACAUCAUAGAACCACUGGAUGAAUGGUCUCGCGUACAAAGUGGUAUUCGAGAACGAAAGUACCCAGUACUGCCCAAAAUUGGGAAAAUGAAAAAAGAGUCGGGACAUGAUAAGCAAAAUUUUGAUAUGGUGAAUUACAACCAGUUGGAUUACACUAGAGAAAAGAUGGAGAAUGAGGCAGACUUUUUUUCGGACUAUAGAAUAAAUACGAGUCGUGUUAAGGAGACUCCACGUCAGAAUCCUCUCCCACCAAUAAGACAAAACUCUUCGUUCGGAAGUUUUCAUUCGAAAAGGUGACUUACUAGUAACGUAUGUCCAUCGUUAUUGAUAUAAACUUUUUACCGACCAAAAUGAUCUUGGUAUGUGCAAGGGACGUAAAUUAAUCAGAAAGGACAAAAUAUUUCAAAAAUGGUUCUCUUCUAAAACGGAUAAACCAUAUCACCAUAUGAUAUCAUCGACAGAGCGACUAUGAUUUGUUAUUCAUAGUGGAUUCCAAACACCCAACAUACCACCAGAACUGGUUUUCUGAUCCAAUGUAAUGAUCAUUCCUUAAUUCACUAACCGGGUCUGUUUCGUUAGUAGACGUUACUUACUAACAUUAUUUCAUAACUUCAAAGUUUAAUUCCAGUAGACAGAGUACAAUUAAGGAGAUAUUCGUGAAGGUUCAGAAAGAAUCGUGAAGGUUCUGAAACAAAAGUGGAAGUAGAUAAUCGAUACGUUAGAUGGACUUUAUUCAAACAUUUACAGAAGUUUAUUAUAGUGUUCCACUAUACAAGUAGUGUAUACAUUACUUAUGUAUUAAGUUUUAUCGACCGUAUAAAAGUUGUUAGAGAAGGUGCAUUUCGUUAUAUCUGAGAAAAUGUUUAGACUAACAAAUAACAAUAUAUUAGGAAUUAAUACGAGUAUCACACGUUUUAAAUUCAAAGCACUUCUGGAAAUUACUUACUUUUCGUAAUUACUAGUUAUAAGAAUUUACUUAAUAUGGUUUGUCUAUUCAGAACAGAGUAUUUAUUGUUUUGCUUUUCAUCUAAAGCUGCAGAAAUAGUCGCUAGAAUGUUUAACUUUGUGGUCGAAAAUUUUCAUAGACGCAGAGUCAUGUAAAGCUACAUAUCGCCAACAAAAUUUGUUUUAUCAUAAAGCAUGUUUACUUACUGAAAAUGUAGAUAUCUUGCUUUAGUAUAUUCAUUUAAUCUUCCUCAUGUUUGUGGAAUGGUAAUAAUUUCAAAACGAUUAAGGAAAAAAUAAAAGUGCGGACACUAUGGAUUUGGAAUAGCAUCAAAUCUUUAAAAAUAGGUUUAGCACAUACAUAUGUAUGCCAUGCUCACCGUAUUCCUUGACGUCUUUCAAAAAGACUUAAAUCAGCUAGUAGUCCAGGUCACGGUACUAAAGGAGUAACCAUAUAUUAAACUAUGUGGAAAGGGAUUACUAUAUAUAUAUAUAUAGCUAAUGUGCGGAUUUAGAUUAGCAAUAUUACUGAUUCAUUUCGUGUCAUGUUCUGAUACAGGUGGAGACUAAAUAAACAUUACCAUUAUAGCGGAUUACAGAAUGUUCUCCUAUACACAAUGCUGUUUUUUGGCUGAUAAAGAGACGUAUUCAUAUGAAUUACAAAUGUAUUUGUUAAUGUAACGCUGGAUAAACAACAAAUUCAGCAUCAAAUGAAAAGUUGAUUGUAAACACAAGACACCAUAAAGGAUCUACUGACAAGGACAAACAUAGGUUUACAUAUCAGUUCUGAUCAAUAAGGCUUACGAAAAUUACAAAGGUUAUGAUUACUCGAUUCAAAAUUUCAAACAAAACGUACUAAGUUAUGUAGUAGUA
Molecule: messenger RNA, 3338 nt
Organism: Pecten maximus
Lineage: Eukaryota; Metazoa; Mollusca; Bivalvia; Pectinida; Pectinidae
Exons: 2
Coding region: 1134-1817 (227 amino acids)
Source: RefSeq, a predicted model, not a curated record